CUUCAGCAGUCUGGCUGAAAGGCACAUUGCAUCCCCACACAUGCACCAGUGCUCUUUUGUGAGCGCGCCUGCACUACAGCAGCGAGGACCCGCACCUUUUUGUCGGCCUCGAGGCAGCGCCGUCAUUCUGCCGCAUGCCGCCCGGCGACACCAUUACGCAGAGGAAUUCCCUGCUGUCUCCGCUGCUUCUGUUUACAGCGGCGCAGAGCGAGGAGGAGAGGAGGCGUGCUGCAGAGCUCUAGGAGCACUUGGAUUUCACAUCAAGAUGUGCACUGGUUGUUUCCAAGGAAGUGGCCAUGUCUUUGGGAAUUGUCGGUGACCCCUGUCGCUCCUGGCUGGGAACAUAUGACAGAGGGAUCUGUGAAUUGUGAGUGAGGGACUUGCUAUAUUUGUCUUCGCUGCUUCCUGAUGCGGUCGGAGCGGGCAAGUCGUGUUUGUAUCGUGGUGCUGGAGGAGGUGGAGGAGGAUGAGCCCUGCUUUUCACCCCCACCCCCUGAGCCCAAAUCAACCCUAGACCGCAGAUCACAUCAUCCCCCUCGAAGGGCUUCUGCGCUGGAGGACAAGCCAUCCUUGCUUCGAGCCAUCUUCAAUGUGGAUCCAGAUGAAGUUCGGUCCCUCAUAUUCAAGAAAGAGGAUGUCAAUAUUCAGGAUACUGAAAAGCGGACACCGCUACACGCUGCAGCCUACCUGGGUGACACUGAGAUCAUUGAACUGCUCAUCCUCUCAGGAGCCAGAGUUAAUGCCAAAGACAACAAGUGGUUGACCCCUCUUCACCGUGCUGUGGCUUCGUGCAGUGAGGAUGCGGUGGCCAUGCUGCUGAAGCACAGCGCCGAUGUCAACGCCAGGGACAAGAACUGGCAGACUCCGCUCCACGUCGCGGCGAGCAACAAGGCCAUGCGCUGUGCCGAAGCGUUAGUCCCGUUGCUGAGCAAUGUCAACGUGUCGGACAGGGCGGGACGCACCGCUCUGCACCACGCUGCCUUCAGUGGACACGUAGAGAUGGUGAAGUUGCUACUGUCAAGAGGAGCUAACAUCAAUGCGUUUGACAAGAAGGACAGGAGGGCCAUCCAUUGGGCUGCUUACAUGGGUCACCUGGAGGUAGUUAAAUUACUGGUGAGCAGUGGCGCCGAGGUGGACUGCAAGGACAAGAAGGCCUACACCCCGCUGCAUGCAGCCGCUUCCAGCGGGAUGAGCAGCACCGUACACUACCUGCUGGGCCUCGGGGUUCAGGUGAAUGUGGUGAAUGCCUACGGCAACACUCCACUCCAUUUGGCGUGUUACAACGGGCAGGAUGUGGUGGUCAGUGAGCUCAUCAAGGCGGGGGCGAGUGUCAACCAGGUCAACGAGAGGGGUUUCUCUGCGCUCCAUUUUGCCUCCUCCUCACGCCAAGGGGCGCUGUGCCAAGAGCUACUGUUGGCCCACGGAGCGCACAUCAACAUGCGGAGUAAGGACGGGAAGACUCCCCUCCAUAUGGCAGCUACCCACGGCCGGUUUUCCUGCUCUCAGGCCCUCAUUCAAAAUGGAGCCGAGAUUGAUUGCGUGGACAGGGACAGAAACACCGCCCUUCACAUUGCCGCACGUCAUGGCCAUGAGCUCAUCAUCACGGCACUCGUCAAACACAGAGCCUGCCUCGCCAAGAGAGGUAUUCACGGGAUGUUCCCGCUGCACCUGGCAGCUCUCACCGGCUUCCCCGAUUGCUGCAGGAAGCUGCUGUCCUCGGGAUUUGACAUUGACACUCCCGACGAUUACGGAAGGACGUGUCUACACGCUGCCGCAGCUGGAGGGAACCUGGAGUGCCUGAACCUGCUGCUAAACAUAGGAGCAGACUUUAACAAGAAAGACAACUACGGAAGGACUCCGCUUCAUUAUGCAUCAGCAAACUGCAAUUACCACUGCGUGUUUGCCCUGGUGGGCUCGGGGGCGAGCAUCAAUGAGCUGGACCAGAGAGGCUGCGGCCCCCUGCACUACGCCGCUGCAGCCGACACCGACGGAAAGUGUGUGGAGUACCUUUUGAGGAACAAUGCUGAGCCAGGUGUUCGGGACCAACAGGGGUACAGUGCAGUCCACUAUGCCUCGGCCUAUGGCCGCACUCUCUCUCUGGAGCUGAUGGCAAGUGAAACGCCGCUUGACGUGCUGAUGGAGUCAUCAGGAACAGACUUCCCAAGUGACUCUGAGUGCCAUGGGCAGAUCAGUCCACUCCACUUGGCUGCUUAUCACGGACACUGCGGAGCCUUAGAAGUCCUCUUGUCUUCCAUGCCAGACGUGGACGUCCGUAACCCGCAAGGCCACACUCCUCUCAGCCUGGCUUGCUCCAAGGGACACCAGGAGUGCGUCUCGCUGCUGCUACACCGCCGCGCCUCACCCAUGGCCUGCGAUUACUCCCAGAAAAUGACAGCUCUACAUGCUGCAGUUACAAAUGGCCACUCUGGGUGCCUGCGUCUUCUCAUGAGCAACAAUGACCAGCACAUCAAUUUGGAUGCACUCGAUGUCAACAAGCAGACCCCGCUGAUGUUAGCUGUGCUGAAUGGCCACACUGAGUGUGUAUAUUCACUGCUCAGUCAAGGAGCCAGUGUCCAGGUUCAGGACUGCUGGGGCAGGACGGCCCUUCACCGAGGGGCAGUGACAGGCCAGGAGGAGUGUGUGGAGGCUCUUCUUCAGCGUGGGGCCAGCGCGUGUGUGAAGGACAUUCGCGGUCUCUCCCCUCUUCAUUUGGCGUCCGCCUGCGGCCGUGUCGGCGUCCUUGGCGCUAUGCUGCAGUCGCCCGGCACCUCAAAUGCUCUCUUGGAGCUGACUGACAACAGAGGCUACACGCCGCUACACUGGGCCUGCUACAGCGGAUGUGACGCUUGCGUGGAGUUGUUGUUGGAGCAGGAAGUCUUCAGGAAGAUAAAAGGGAACACAUUCAGCCCAUUGCACUGUGCGGUAAUGAACGACAAUGAAGGAGUGGCUGAGAUGUUAAUCGACUCCCUGGGCGCCAACAUCAUUGACUCCACUGACGCCAAGGGCAGGUCCCCGCUUCACGCCGCCGCUUUCGCAGACCGUGCUGAAUGCAUUUCCCUGCUGCUCGGUCACGGAGCUCAUGCCAACAUUGCAGACAAGCACACGCGUAGGACGCCGCUGAUGAUGGCGGCUCUCAACGGGCAAACCAAUGCCGUGGAGGUGUUGGUGAGCAGCAGCAAAGCGGACUUCACUCUUCAAGACACUGACAGGAACACAGCCUUACACUUGGCUUGUAGCAAGGGUCACGAGACGUGCGCCUUGUUGAUUCUGGAGAAGAUCAGAGAUAAGAAUCUCAUCAACUGCACCAACGCCUCUCUGCGCACGCCGCUCCACGUUGCGGCCAAAAACGGUUUAACGGUCGUUGUCCAGGAACUUCUGGGAAAAGGAGCGAGCGUGCAAGCUGUGGAUGAGAACGGUUACACGCCCGCUCUGGCCUGCGCCCCCACCCGCGACGUGGCCGACUGCUUGGCGCUCAUCCUCAACUCCAUGAUGCCCGCCUCGCCCAUGGUCACCGUAGCGACCCUGCCCGCCUUUUCUCUGCCGCACAUGGUCAUCAGCCCUCACCCUGUUUCCAAUCACGUUGCGAAGGGCGUGGCCUUUGAAAGCCUUCCCCCUCUGAGGCCCGACCGCGCAUCGUACUGUAGACCUGAGCGCCCCCUGUCCUGUGUCACUACUGACGAAGAACUGAACGACUCGGAUUCAGAGACCUACUGAGGACCGCUACCACUUCUCAUCGUGUCGGAAGGCCAGUUUGUCAUUCGGGAAGGAGCCUCGAACAGAUCACUGACACUUAGAAAACACAAAGGAAGAGGGGACAAAAAACACUCGAGUGGAUAUCUUUUUGUGAAACCUUCAAAUAACAAAUACUGCAGUGCUUACUUGAUUCUCCUACAAAUACAUUUCUUUGAGGUAUCCUCUCUCCUAACCAGUGGCGAGCAUUUGGUACCUGGUCCUACAGAGUGGGGACUAUCCUUACUUCAUACCGUCAGGAUCGCGUUGCAAUUGU
Molecule: messenger RNA, 4006 nt
Organism: Hippocampus comes (tiger tail seahorse)
Lineage: Eukaryota; Metazoa; Chordata; Actinopteri; Syngnathiformes; Syngnathidae
Product: serine/threonine-protein phosphatase 6 regulatory ankyrin repeat subunit A-like
Exons: 29
Coding region: 409-3714 (1101 amino acids)
Molecular function (GO): protein binding
Source: RefSeq, a predicted model, not a curated record